Messenger RNA from Carassius auratus (goldfish), 2024 nucleotides. RefSeq names its product dual specificity protein phosphatase 2-like. The transcript is spliced from 4 exons. Gene Ontology annotation, biological process: negative regulation of MAPK cascade; endoderm formation; protein dephosphorylation. Lineage: Eukaryota; Metazoa; Chordata; Actinopteri; Cypriniformes; Cyprinidae. The record is from RefSeq and is a predicted model, not a curated record. Gene Ontology annotation, molecular function: MAP kinase tyrosine/serine/threonine phosphatase activity. Gene Ontology annotation, cellular component: cytoplasm; nucleus. Bases 292 to 1290 code for a protein of 332 amino acids.
CUCGCUGUAGAAUCACAUCUGCUGACAAAUAAAGGACUUUAAAACGAAAUUGACAUUUAAAGACAAAAUUAUUCGAUGUUCAUUUUAAAGUAAUAAAACUGUGAAAACACGUCAGGCAUCUACGAACAAAAUAAUACAGAAUUUAUUUUUGUCAUCUGUUUUUGUUAUUGUUUACAGUUCUUCAUCUCUACUUUACAAACGAAUUCGUUACCAUUUAUAUUAAAGCGCUGUUGUUGAUGCUGUGAAGAAUAUCCGUUUCUCCUCACGGCUGUUGUUUUGUCUGGAGAGGUCAUGGGUAUCGGCAACCCUCUGGAGAUCUCUGGCAGUGAGUUGGUUCAGAUUUUGAGGACUCCCUCUGAGCUUUUCGCGUCUGGGGGAUGCAUCGUGUUGGACUGCCGGCCGUUCCUCGCCUUCUCUCGAGCGCACAUCCUCGAGUCCCGCAACGUCAACUGGAAUUCCAUGCUGAGACGGAGGUCCAAGAGCUCCGUGGUGUGUCUGGAGUGGCUGGUGGCCGAUAAGUCGCUGCUGGCCCAGCUGCGGAACGGGGACUUCUCUCCAGUGGUGGUCCUGGAUGACAACAGUCGCUCGGUCCGAGAUCUGAAGAGCGAGAGUCUGGCCAGUCUCCUCCUCAGUGCCCUUCAGUCAGAGGUCCAGUCUGCCUCGACGCACAUCUGCUUCUUACAAGGUGGAUUUGAUGGGUUCUUCACACUUUAUCCAGAGCUCUGCUUUAGCCCUCCUGUCAUGUGCUCAAAUCAUCCUGCUCUCAGCGAUUCAGAGCCCAUUGUUUCCGGAAGAAAGACUCCUCUCUAUGAUCAGGGUGGUCCAGUCGAAAUCCUCCCCUUCCUCUUUCUGGGCAGUGCGCAUCACUCAUCCAGACGGGAGACUCUGGAGCGAUGCGGGAUCACCGCUGUGCUCAACGUAUCCUCUUCCUGUCCCAACCUGUUCGAGGAGGAACUUCAAUACAAAACUCUGAAGGUGGAGGACAGCCUGGCUGCAGACAUACGCAUCCUCUUUCCAGAGGCCAUCCACUUCAUCGAUUCGAUAAAAGAGAGUGGCGGUCGAGUGCUGGUCCACUGUCAAGCAGGAAUCUCCCGGUCAGCCACCAUCUGCCUGGCGUACCUCAUAAACGCUCGACGUGUCAGUCUGGACGAGGCCUUUGACUUCGUAAAACGCCGCCGACAAGUCAUCUCGCCCAACUUAGCCUUCAUGGGCCAACUUCUGCAGUUCGAGACGGACGUUUUGUGCCCCUAUUCUGUACUAGACAGAAAUAGCGGUGGCACUGCUUUUUGAACUUUAAUAUCUUGAACUGGCUCCACUAACUUUCAGAAGACAGAUCUACUGACCACAGCUUCGACGUCAUAGACUGUGAAAGAUCUGCAAAGGUGCUUUCAGGAAGUUUUAGUCUUAUGCUAUCUAUGGGUGUUGUUUGGGUAAUAGAUGGCAUCAGCCGGCCACCUGUUCUCGAUUGUUUAUGGCAAUACAAACUAAACACAGAGGAAUGGCUUUCAGUGUUUCCGCAACAACAAUGGCAUCGCUGACUCACUUCUACACCCAGUAGCCAUCAUGGAAAAUGUAAUAACCACGUGUCAUUGUGAUAUUCUACUACUAUUAUCAUGUAACAUCGACCAAAGAUAACUUGCAUAUGAGAUAUUGAUGAAACAGACAAACAGCUUACCCAAAAAUGGGCAAUAAAGCAUUUCGCUUUCAUUUUGGCUUGAGCGGUAAUAUACGUUGUAUGUAUGUGUAUGUAUGCAAAUGGUUGCAUCAGUCAAUGUUCCAGUUGACUGCCGUGCCUGAUGCUGUGACCAUAUAAGGCUGUGACGUGUGGUUAGUCUUCUGUCUGGUAAAUGUCAAGUUUUUCCAUGAAGUUACUGUCUAAUUGUCAGUCUCAAACACGUUUUAAAGGGCGAACCGACCUGACAAACUGUGAUCUUAGCUCAUUUUAAAAGCAAGUUCAAUUGUGUCGGGACAGGCACUAAAGCCUUGUAAUUUAUUUUAAUUUUUUAUAAAGUGUUAUUUUAUUC